Arctia plantaginis is the source of this 1707-nucleotide messenger RNA. NCBI's taxonomy places the organism in Eukaryota, Metazoa, Arthropoda, Insecta, Lepidoptera, Erebidae. The record is from the annotation of a GenBank genome assembly.
AUGGUUGCUACGGUGAGUAACCAAUCGAAUAAAUCAAAAGAUGAAGUUGAUUACGAUGAUCUACUGACAUCAGCCGGCGAGUUAGGAUGGUAUCAAUGGAGAUUAUUCUUCGCCGUUUGUCCUUUCUUCGCUUUCGGAGCGUUUUCAUACUUUUCACAAAUAUUCAUAACAGAAACAUCACCAAACUACUGGUGCAGAAUACCAGAGUUGGCAAACAUGACUGAUAUUUCGCGCAGAGAUCUCGGUAUUCCUAAAGAUGUGAAUUCAAGAUUUGGGUAUUCACAAUGUGAGAUGUAUGCAGUUAAUUGGACUGAGGUGCUGGCAGCUGGACAGGAGCCUAAUUCAAAUUGGAGUAAAGUGCCGUGUCAACAUGGAUGGGAAUUCAAUAAAACCGAAAUACCAUAUCCUACCAUAGGAAGUGAUAUGGAAUGGGUUUGCGACAAAAAUAGUUACCAGGCGACUGCUCAGUCUAUGUUUUUCGUCGGUAGUAUUCUUGGCGGGAUUAUUUUAGGUUGGGUUGCUGAUCGGUUCGGAAGGAUACCAGCCAUUAUAAGCAGCUGCCUUGUUGGCUGUAUAGGUGGCGUUGCUAGCACGUUUGCACGAAAUUUCAUAGAAUUCACAGCUGCAAGAUUUGUAAUGGGUAUAUCAUAUGAUACUUGCUUAACCAUGCCGUACCUCGUCAUUUUAGAAUAUAUAGCGCCAAAAUAUAGAACCUUUGUAGCAAAUUUUUCGUUUGCGGUGUUUUUUUCUCUAUUUAUCACUACGCUUCCUUGGAUAGCUUUAGCUUGCGGCCACUGGAAAAUUAUUUCAUUAGCAACUAGCUUGCCCUUAGGUUUCGCAGUAUUCACAAAAUUCGUUUUACCAGAAAGUCCGAGGUGGUUGUUGUCUAAAGGCUACGUGGAUGAAGCUACUCAGAAAAUACUUGUCAUUAGCCGAACAAAUAAAAAGAAACUACCACCGGGGAUAAUAGAAAAAUUUAAGUUAUCAACGUCCAAAAGCACAAAGGAGCAGAAUCAAAAUUGGUUGGAAUGUUUAAGGAGACCAGGAACAAGAAAAAUGUUUAUCCUAAUGUGUUUGGAAUAUACGUGUUGUGUCAUAGUAUUUGAUGGAAUAGUGCGGUGUAUUGGACAGUUGGAUUAUGACUUCUUUAUAACUUUUUCAGCAAUGUCUUUUACAGAAUUACCGUCAGUCCUAAUCGUAGCAUUUGCGAUGGAUUACACAGGAAGACGAUGGUUAUGUAUAGUGUCUAUGGGUAUAGGCACCAUAUUUUGUAUUUUGAUAAUAUUUAGUACUACUGGGAUGCAUAGUAUGAUAUAUGCUGUUGUAGCAAGAUUUGGAAUAAACAUAGGGUUUAGUGUAUCACUGCAAUGGUGUGCGGAGAUUCUCCCAACUUCAGUAAGAGGAUCUGGAAUAGCCAUGGUACAUAUUUGUGGAUAUAUUGCAACGCUUUUAUCACCAUACAUAGCGUACUUGCAGGUAUUUUACUAUUGGCUACCAUUGACAAUUUUUAGUGUUAUAUGUGCUUUGGGAAUGAUAAUCGCUUUCGCCCUACCGGAAACUGCACUAAAAGCAAUGCCAAAUACAUUUGAAGAAGCAGAUGAGUUAUCCAGAAAUCAGUGUUUAUUUUCUAUACCAUUCUUAGAAGCUAGAAGGGAGAACAAUAAAGUAGUGGGACAAAAUAAUCCAAGUUUUGAAUGUGAAUUAUAA